ACCGUAAUACCUUGCUGAAAUACAGCAGUAUCAGCGAUGUACAUUGUAGUCUUGUUAUUAUAUCGGACGUUUUAGGAUAAGCUUUCGGUAGCGGGAAGCCGAAACGCCAUGACCUGAGGAUUAUUGGAGGACGACAUCUGAACAAGGAGGACGACAUCUGAACAAGGAGGCCCACAUUCCCAGAUGCAGAAGAUUGUCAACAUGAUGGCAGAGGGAAUUUUAUUGAUUGAGCCAUUUUAUGGAGGUUCCCAUCGCCAGCUCAUUGAUCAUCUAUAUGCCCAUUUUACAGGAUCUGUCAAAAUCACAAUGACUGCAAAAAAAUGGCACUGGAGAGCUCGAACAUCUGCACUUCAUCUCAGCCAGGAGAUACCACACUCCAGUAAAUAUAGGGUGUUAUUUGCAAGUAGCGUGUUGAAUUUGGCAGAGUUGGUAGCACUACGUCCAGAUCUGUCAAGUCUAAAGAAAAUUUUAUACUUCCAUGAAAAUCAGCUUGUGUAUCCUGUUCAGAAAACCUUACAGAGGGACUUCCAAUAUCCAUAUAACCAAAUACUCUCAUGUCUAGUUGCUGAUACAAUUGUGUUUAACUCACAAUUCAAUAUGGACAGCUUUUUAUCAUCUAUAAAUACAGUGCUAAAAAUAACACCAGAUUAUCGACCAAAGGGAAUACCUGAGAAGAUAAGACCCAAGUGUCAGGUGUUGUACUUCCCCUUAGACCUACCUUCAAGGGCGAUGUUUGAUCAAAGUAGUCAUCCAAACCAACUAAAGGAAAGUUUAACAUCUACAGAAGAGUGUAGUUAUAAAGAAAUGGAAAAUUCAACUUGUAGCUCUGAAGAAAAACAAGUAAUAUGUUUAUAUGAAAAAACUGUUGAUUGUGAAAUAAACACAAAAUGUGAUUCGCCUGUACAUUCUAUAGGCGAAAGAAAUUUAUCAGAUGAAAUGUUGUGUCCACCAGAUGCCAAGAGACUGAAGACAGGACCUCUCCAUAUUGUUUGGGCACACAGAUGGGAACAUGACAAAGAUCCGGAGACAUUUUUUAAUGCCCUUUUCCAGCUUCAGGAGACAGGACUGCAUUUCAGGGUCUCUGUGAUGGGGGAACAGUUUACAGACAAUCCAGAGAUAUUUUCAGUUGCUAGAGAACGACUGUCCUCUCACAUAGUGGCCUGGGGAUACCAGGAGAAGAAGGAAGACUUUUACAGAAUACUGUCUGACGCUGACGUUGCAGUCUCCACAGCCUUACACGAGUUCUAUGGUGUUUCUAUGCUUGAGGCUGUGUACUUCGGCUGCUAUCCACUGUGCCCGAACAGGCUUGUGUACCCUGAGAUAUUCCCCAAGACAUACCUGUACAACACACCUGUUCAGCUACUGAAGAGACUAAAGAGAAUGUGUACAGUCCCCGAGGAGGUUAGACGUCAUUCUGUACAGGUGCCUAUAGAGAGAUACCUGUGGCAGAAUCAGGCAGAUGACUUCUAUGCUUUGUUUAAAGUGAAGAAACAAGAAGAAAUCUAGAUUAGACAUAAAAUCAAAAUUAUGAUUUGAAUUUAAUAUUUUUGAAACUUCAAACUGUCAUUUUUGUUAAGUAAACAUAUGGUUACAAUUAAA
Messenger RNA from Ylistrum balloti, 1599 nucleotides. Its product is annotated as glycosyltransferase-like domain-containing protein 1. Gene Ontology annotation, molecular function: glycosyltransferase activity. The transcript has 9 exons. The record is from RefSeq and is a predicted model, not a curated record. Lineage: Eukaryota; Metazoa; Mollusca; Bivalvia; Pectinida; Pectinidae. The coding region runs from base 184 to 1506 and encodes 440 amino acids.